Messenger RNA from Dicrocoelium dendriticum, 883 nucleotides. The record is from the annotation of a GenBank genome assembly. NCBI's taxonomy places the organism in Eukaryota, Metazoa, Platyhelminthes, Trematoda, Plagiorchiida, Dicrocoeliidae.
AUGACUUCUGCUUCCGCAUUUCUCAGCCGUCCGAUCCUCCACUUUCGCUUUCAUUUCCCCCCCCCCCCCGAUGGCACUCAGGCAUUCGAGCAUCCUGGUUCACGGAUUCUAAUCAAGUGGCCUAAUGACGUGUAUGUGACUGAGCAUUCGCACACUACCCCCACUACUUUGGACAACACGUUGUCCAGGGCAAGCAAGCUUGCAGGCGUUCUCACCCGGUGCAUCUCGAUGAGUGGGGAACAUGCCACUUUUGUCGUUGGUGUCGGUUUAAACGUCUCCAACCCGUUUCCCACCAUAUGUCUUCAGCAAGUCUUGAAUCUAGCAUGUCCCUCGGCACCUGCAAAAGUGGUAUCCCCAGCUACUGUGAUUGCAACUGUUAUGAAUCGGCUAGAACGCCUUUUGGCUCGCUCCCUACAUUCGUCCACCACUUCCGGUUUGUCUUGGGCCAUGGAACUAUACACCAAUUGCUGGAUUCAUUCGGUCUUGGCUUUGUGAAACAGAUAAAGCGCUCUCAACAUACACAUGCUGUGGAUGACCGGAACUAUAGUGCUGUGCCCCAUCUGUGUGCGCCGGUUGAUGAAAUAUCGGUUUGUAAGCUGACCAUUCCCGUGAACAGAGCACUCAAGGAAUGACAAUGUGCCACUCCAUGGAACCAAUCACUGACCAUUCAGUCGUCACCGUCCCUGAAGUCAAAGGAUACUCCUCUUGUGCAUUGCACUGUGAUCGGUGUGGACUCGUUUGGAUACCUUCGCGUUCGUGACCCAGUCAAUGGUGCGGAAUAUUCUCUACACCCGGACGGAAACUCAAUGGAUAUGAUGCGUGGCCUUAUCAUCCCGAAGUGAAUUUUCACCCCUUAUUUCGAUUAUGAGGCCCCAAACCGUCG